Beta vulgaris subsp. vulgaris (sugar beet) is the source of this 1922-nucleotide messenger RNA. RefSeq lists its product as hypothetical. Bases 142 to 1620 code for a protein of 492 amino acids. The transcript is spliced from 4 exons. NCBI's taxonomy places the organism in Eukaryota, Viridiplantae, Streptophyta, Magnoliopsida, Caryophyllales, Amaranthaceae. The record is from RefSeq and is a predicted model, not a curated record.
UUUCAGUUCAUAACAGACAGCUGCUGCGAAAGAGGGGAAGUAACAAAAAAAUUAAAAACAACAACUGAAGCCAACAACAACAACAACAAUAAGAAGCCCAGAAAAAACCUAUACAUUAAUCCAACAUAAACAUCAAAAACAAUGGAAGAAACUGAGAAAAUGACGGCUUUGAAGAAGGCAUAUGCGGAGAUAAUAUUAAACACAGCGAAAGAGGCGGCUGGUAGGAUAAUGGCAUCAGAAAGAAAAGCACAUCAGUUUCAUCACGAUCUUUCUUCAACUAAAGAUGAAGCUCUUCGUCUUUUGCUUCGUCUUAAACAAACUAUGGAUGUUAAAGUUAAUGAAGCAGAGAUGAAAUCCCUAAACCAACAAAGAAGAAUCGAGGAGUUAGAAGCUCAGCUCCAAGAAGCUGAGGAUAUAGUAAGUAAUCUUAGAGCAGAGCUAAAUGAGGCGCAUAUGAAAGUGGAAGAAUUGGCAAAUAACCAAACAAACUAUGCACCGAAUAUGACUGAAAAGGCCCAUUGUGAGGAAAGAACCAAACAGUCUGAGAAUGGACUGUCUAGAAUUGUUUUAGAUGCACAAACAAAUUUGUUAAACCAAUCAGAAAACGGGCACUAUGUUGCAAACAAUUCUAUAGAGGAAUUGGGAAAUUCUGGUGAUCCAGUUGUUCCCUCAAUAAUUAUGAGAAGCAAAAAACCUGAGUUAUAUAGAAAUGGGUGCACACAAAGAGUACGUGCAUAUGAAGGAAACGUUGUAAAUGGUCAUUUUUCUCUGUCUGGAGAGUUAGAUGAACUAAAGUAUGAGAAAUCCACAAGAGAUAAACGAGGUGAGGGGAUAUCCAUGACACUUGUAGGUGCUGAUGCUACAUCAAAACCUUUUGACAUUGAAAAUGAAGACAAUGUGGACAAAAUUAGCAAUCCACUACCUCUCAAAUCAUUUCGAAAGAGAAGGAAAAGAGCUGCUAGAUACAGAAGAAGUAAUACUUCCACACUUAAGCCUAUUCCUCUUAUGGCAAAGGAGGCAGUUUCUGAUCUUCCAAACACUCAAACAUGUGUACCUGGUUCUCAUGACCUCCCGGAGAGCAGUGAGAUUAAAGGUAAAUGUACACACACAAACCCACCUUCAACAGCACCACCUAGCGUUUCUGAAUUGGGUGUAUUAUCAGCACUUGUAACUCCCCAAGGUGAUGAAACUGAGGCUCGUAUGGUUGCGGUGAAUGAAGAUACAGAAGUAGCUAGUAGUUUGGUUUUGAUCAGGCAGCAAAGUGGUUCUGGGGAUUGCUUAGAUGUUUCGAGUUCAAAACAAGAUCUUGAGACGAAUAAUUCUUCCUCGGUUUAUCCAGAUUCGAAAGUGCUGGAUGCAGGUGGUAUCUCUAGUCCACCACUUAAAGAUAGGGUUCUUAAGUAUACUUUCCAGAGGAAGCGGAAGAAGGAAUCAGUAAGUGGUGAUGAUAGCAGCUUGCUCGAGGAAAACCCCUUGAAAAGAAAAAUGGUGAAGAAACAGAAUGGCAAUCUUGAAGCCCCAAAAUCUGGCACAGUGACUGAAUCAUCGCGAGAUAGUCGGAGGAUGGCACAGGUGGCACGUCAGCUCAUUUCGCUAUCUGAGAAGAAGUGGUGGAAGUAGAAAACAAGUUUGUUGCUUGCUGUGCAAGAACUGGCCUACAAAAUCAAAACCGAAGCAUACGCAAAUGAAGAAGAUGUUCACAUCAUGUUGAUGUUGUGCAAAUUGCACCUUAUUUAACAGCUCAAAAGCUGCUUCUAUAAAGGGAGAGGGAGAGGGAGUUAAUUAUGUUCCCGGCGUCACAAUAAUAAAGUCAUAUUCUUGUUUAUCAUAGCAUUUUCCCUAAAAUCUUAAUGUUUUUAACACCCAGUUAAUAUAUAGUGAAUGAUUUUAUUAUGAGAUAUAGAGUAUUACAGUUUAACUUC